Molecule: messenger RNA, 943 nt
Organism: Saccoglossus kowalevskii
Lineage: Eukaryota; Metazoa; Hemichordata; Enteropneusta; Harrimaniidae
Product: very long chain fatty acid elongase 4-like
Biological process (GO): very long-chain fatty acid biosynthetic process; fatty acid elongation, monounsaturated fatty acid; fatty acid elongation, polyunsaturated fatty acid
Cellular component (GO): endoplasmic reticulum membrane
Molecular function (GO): fatty acid elongase activity
Source: RefSeq, a predicted model, not a curated record
UUAUUGUAAAAUUAACAAUGAUAGUUUCAUUAUUAUAUUUUCAGUGUCUUUAAACAUGUCGUCUCUGAUAGAACACAUAAAAGAGUUUGUCGCCUGGGCUGAAAGUAAACAAGAUCCUCGUGUGAAAGAUUGGCCGAUGAUGUCAUCACCUGUACUGCCUUACACCCUCUCAGCGUUGUAUUUAUUAAUAGUAUGGAAGGGCCCACAUAUGAUGAAAAACAAGAAAGCGUAUGACUUGAAGUAUUUUAUGUUUGCAUAUAACAUCUGUCUUGUAGCGUUGUCAUCAUUUAUGUUUCAUGAGUUUAUUAUAACUGCCUGGCCAAGACCUGGAUUUAGCUGGGCAUGCGCUGAUAUGGACUAUAGUGAUGAUCCAAUGGCAGUUAGGCUUGCAGGAGCAUGUUGGUGGUUUUUCUUCUCAAAGUUUAUUGAAUUCAUUGACACGUUUAUUUUCAUAUUGAGGAAAAAAAGUAACCAGAUCUCGUUUCUCCAUGUGUAUCACCAUUCAACUAUGCCCAUACUUUGGUGGAUUGGUGUCAAGUUUGUACCAGGUGGACAGUCGUUUUUUACAGCAAUGUUCAACAGUUUAAUUCAUGCUAUCAUGUACAGCUAUUACUUGUUGUCGGCUCUAGGACCUGGAAUGAAACCAUACUUGUGGUGGAAAAAAUAUCUUACUUCACUACAACUGGCACAGUUUAUACUGGGAAUGUUCCAGACAUUAACAGGUCUAUUUGUUGGAUGUAACUACCCAAAGGGAUAUCUCUAUGCAUUGGUUAUCUAUUUGUUUUCUCAUCUAGUCCUCUUCAGUAACUUUUUCAAGAAAACUUACCUCAAGCCGCGUAAGACUAAGCACAAGCAAUUGCAUAGCAACGGUCAGAGCAGUGACAACCAAAAUGGAUAUUACAACCUCAAAAAGACAUCAAAACUAAUUGGAAAAGAACUGUGA